CAAAGGCAUUCAGUCUGUGCGCGUACGCCGUAUUGCAUAGAAGCAUUUAAACUAAGCUUUAACAGUACAAGUAUAAGUAAUAGCCGCGUUACACGCUAGCGUGACCAACGUUUACUGGUCACAUUCAAAAAGCAUACGUUAUACACAGUUAAACUAUUUUAUUUUCAAACAAAAUCUACGACUUGCGCACAGCAAGUGGAUCUAAUAAAUUCAUUGUGCAAUUAAUGUAGAGAUUUAAACAAACAAAAAAAAAAUAAUAAUAAACAAGUUGUUGUAAAUAACUGUGUGUCGCCAAAAACAGUAGAUUGGGUGCACGGUGAAUAAGAAAUGAAAAUGCAGUGUCAAUUACUCAACAAGUGUAACUUGACAUUUUUACUGCUAUGUUUUGUGGCGUUUCAAUUGGCGGCGUGUUGUACGCGUGCACCCACACACCUACCGCAUGGUAGACGUUCGCGCGGCGACAAUGGUUAUAGAUUAAUUGUGGCUGAGGGUGCCAAUGGCUAUGUGCCGGGCGAGACUUAUAACGUUCUAUUAAUCGGUGCGCGAACACAUGAAAAAGUUCAGCAUUUCACUCACUUCGCAAUUACCGCGGAGGCGCAUAUUCCCCGCCGUCGUGCACAACCUGCUAGCCCUAAGCGUGUGGGAGCAUUUAUACUCUUCAGUGAUGCACUAACCAAAUUUAGCGAUCGUUGUGUCAAUACCGUACAAGAGGCAGAGGACUUACCCAAAACCGAAGUACAAGUUAUGUGGGUGGCGCCGGCUGCAGGUUCAGGUUGCGUUUCCAUAUCGGCUAUGGUUUACGAAGGUCCACGCGCUUGGUACUCUGAUGACGGCCAAUUAACUCAAGUCGUUUGUGAGCGUAAAACAAAUGUGCACACCGUUAAAAAGGAAUGCUGUGCGUGUGAUGAAGCUAAAUACAAUUUCGUUUUUGAGGGCAUUUGGUCGAAUGAAACACAUCCCACUGAUUAUCCCUUCGCUGUGUGGUUAACACAUUUCUCCGAUGUUAUUGGCGCUUCGCAUGAGGCUAACUUUUCAUUCUGGGGUGAAAACCAUAUUGCCACAGAUGGUUUCCGGUUUUUAGCGGAAUUUGGCUCGCCAACUGCUUUAGAAACUGAAUUGAGAGCACGGGGACCACGUUUGAGAACACUUAUAAAAGCUGCCGGUCUAUGGUAUCCACAUGUGAAUACUAAUACAUCAUCCAAAUUCCGUGUUGACCGUACACAUCCCAAGGUGUCAUUGGUAUCCAUGUUUGGUCCUUCUCCUGACUGGGUUGUUGGUAUCAACGGCGUUGAUUUGUGUACUGAAGAUUGUUCUUGGAAGGAAUCACUGGACUUUGAUCUCUAUCCAUGGGAUGCGGGCACUGACAGUGGCAUAAGCUAUAUGUCUCCUAACUCGGAAACACAGCCACGCGAGCGCAUGUAUCGUAUUACUACGAUGUACCCCGAAGAUCCACGUUCGCCGUUUUAUAAUCCAAAGAGUAGCGAAAUGACACCGUUAGCUAAAUUAUACAUUAGACGUGAGAAAAUCGUCUCUAGAAGUUGUGAUGACAACUUUUUACAAGCUUUACAGUUAGAUGUAUCUGACGAUGUGGAGGAACAAGACAUCAGACCUGAAUGUCGUUUAACUCCAUACACGGAAUGGAGUCCUUGCUCUGUUACAUGUGGUAAGGGUAUACGCAAGCGUACGCGUGAAUACUUGAACCCAGAAGCCGCAGCGGCUGCUGAUUGCUCACGUCAAACGGUAUCGAAAGAAAUGUGUGCAGCUGCCAUAGCUGAAUGCAGUCAACCGCAGGAUGAUGAUGAUGAAGGCGAGAAUUUAGCACACGCAGUUGCUUUGGUAACUGAUGAUGGUGAGGGCGCUGGCGUUUGCAAGACCACACCGUGGAGUGUUUGGUCCGAAUGUUCAGCCAGCUGCGGCAUUGGCAUUACAAUGCGCACGCGCACUUUCAUUGAUCACACCGGUCGUAAACACUGUCCACAUAUCACCACAGUUGAGAAACAAAAAUGUAUGCGACCCGAUUGUACCUUCGAAGAGGUAGAACUACCUGAUCCCAUGUGUCCAACAACACAAUGGAGCGAUUGGAGUCCGUGUACAGCAACUUGUGGACGUGGUGUUACCAUACGUACGCGUCUAUUGCUUUUGGAGAAUGGUGCUGUGAAGGACAAUUGCACCAGGCGCAUGGAAUUGAAUCAACAAAAGGAGUGCAAUGUGCCACAGGAUUGUACCAUUAACAUGGAAAUGGCCAAAGAUAUAUGUGUGCAGCGUCCCGAUAGUGGUCCAUGUCGCAGUUCAUAUAAACGUUAUGCUUACAAUCGUGACAGUGGACGUUGUGAGAGUUUCACCUAUGGCGGCUGUCGUGGCAAUCGCAAUAACUUCCUCACAGAGCGUGACUGUUUAAAUGCCUGCAGCAUGUUGCGAUCGGCAGAAACUACCGUCUCUCGAUCCAUCACACCCACUCGCGCUCAAACGCACACUUAUCAGUCGCAAGCUUAUCAAACCGUGGAUUGUGUUAUGUCUGAAUGGUCCAAUUGGUCGGAAUGCAGUGUUAGCUGUGGCGCAGGCUAUUCCAAUCGCAGCAGAUAUGUAAUUACCGAACCCAGAAAUGGUGGUCAACCGUGUCCGAAACGCAAGGUGAAGGUACGACGCUGCAUAAUGGCUGAUUGUUGAUUAGACCAGCUGGCACAUAAUGCUGUAGCGCUGUAGUUGUUGUUUAUUUUCAUUCCAAAGCCUACAACACGUGCUUAAAUAAUAAUAAUCUAUAUGCAUAUAUACUUACCGUGUACUUGAAAAUAAUAUUACUCGUUUACUUAUAUUAAAAUCUGCAUUACCAGUAGAAAAACUUUCUUUUAAA
This is a messenger RNA of Zeugodacus cucurbitae (melon fly), 2851 nucleotides long. RefSeq names its product spondin-1 (gene fat-spondin). Bases 328 to 2667 code for a protein of 779 amino acids. Gene Ontology annotation, molecular function: serine-type endopeptidase inhibitor activity. Gene Ontology annotation, biological process: cell adhesion. The transcript is spliced from 9 exons. The record is from RefSeq and is a predicted model, not a curated record. Lineage: Eukaryota; Metazoa; Arthropoda; Insecta; Diptera; Tephritidae. Gene Ontology annotation, cellular component: extracellular matrix.